Komagataella phaffii GS115 is the source of this 4383-nucleotide messenger RNA. Its product is annotated as RNA polymerase III subunit C160, part of core enzyme. Gene Ontology annotation, molecular function: DNA-directed RNA polymerase activity; DNA binding. Lineage: Eukaryota; Fungi; Ascomycota; Pichiomycetes; Pichiales; Pichiaceae. The transcript has a single exon. Gene Ontology annotation, biological process: DNA-templated transcription. The coding region runs from base 1 to 4383 and encodes 1460 amino acids. The record is from RefSeq and is a predicted model, not a curated record.
AUGAAAGAAGUGGUGGUUGAUGUUGCUCCUAAAAGAAUAAAGGGACUUGAGUUCAAUGCCCUGAGUUCUGAUCAGAUUAUUGCGCAGUCUGAAGUAGAGGUCAAUACAAGAAAUCUUUUCAAUCUAGAGAAAGGAAGAGCUCCAGCGAAAGAUGGUGCCUUGGACACUAGAAUGGGUGUCUCCUCCAAAUCAGGUGAGUGUGCUACCUGUCAUGGGAAUCUGGCUACCUGUCAUGGACAUUUUGGUCAUAUAAAAUUAGCAUUACCAGUGUUCCAUGUUGGUUACUUCAAAGCUGUGAUCCAGGUUCUUCAGACGAUUUGUAAAUCAUGUGCAAGUGUUCUAUUAGAUGAGAAAACCAAGAGAAAAGCUUUGGAGGACUUGAGAUCUCCCAAUAAUGAUAAUCUAAGAAGAAUGAAGAUUAUCAAGAGAAUUUUAGAACAAGCUAAGAAGCAGAGAAGAUGUCUCAAAUGUGGAGCCUUGAACGGUGUUGUUAAAAAGGCUUCAGCGGGUGCUGGCCCUGCUUCUUUGAAAGUCAUCCAUGACACGUUCCGUUGGAUUGGUAAGAAACCCUCUCAAGAGAAAGUAGAAUGGUAUGAAGAUUUCGAUAAUUUGCUAAUUAAUAAUCCAGAUCUUGAAAAAUUCUUGAAACGAGCUUAUGAUGAUUUGAACCCGUUAAAAGUACUUAAUCUUUUUAAGCAAGUUGAUCCCUCUGACUGUGAAUUAUUAGGUAUUGAUACCACAAGAGGUGGCAGGCCUGAAAUGUACCUAUGGAGGUAUGUGCCCGCUCCUCCUGUUUGUAUCAGACCAUCUGUUCUGAUGUCAGAUUCAAACACGUCCAACGAAGACGAUUUAACUGUCAAGCUGACCGAAAUUGUCUGGAUAUCAAGUUUAAUCCGUGCUGGUAUCGAGAAGGGUAUAUCUAUAAACAAUCUGAUAGAACAAUGGGAUUAUCUACAGCUAUCGGUUGCAAUGUAUAUCAAUUCUGAUGCCGGUAACAUGUCGAUGUUACCAUCUGCAGCUGGAUCUGCCGGAUCCAAGAGUAGUAAACCAAUUAGAGGCUUUUGUCAAAGGUUGAAAGGCAAACAGGGAAGAUUUAGGGGUAACUUAUCUGGUAAGCGUGUUGACUUUUCCGGAAGAACCGUUAUAUCUCCAGACCCAAACUUAAGGAUUGAUGAAGUUGCUGUUCCAGAUAGAGUUGCUAAAGUUUUGACGUACCCUGAGAAAGUUACACGUUAUAAUAAACAUAAACUUCAGCAGUUGGUCUUGAAUGGUCCUGAUGUUCACCCUGGUGCCAACUACCUUCUAAAGAGAGAUGAGCAGAACAGAAGGAAUUUGAGAUUUGGAAAUAGACAGAAACUUGCCAAUACGCUUCAAAUUGGAGACAUCGUGGAAAGACAUCUUGAGGAUGGCGACGUUGUCCUUUUCAAUAGGCAGCCUUCUUUGCAUAGACUUUCCAUUCUUUCUCAUUUUGCAAAAAUUCGUCCUUGGAGAACGUUUAGACUAAAUGAGUGUGUAUGUACCCCAUACAAUGCCGAUUUUGAUGGUGAUGAAAUGAAUUUACAUGUUCCACAAACAGAAGAAGCCCGAUCUGAGGCCAUGAAUCUCAUGGGUGUAAAAAAUAACUUAUUGACUCCCAAAUCAGGUGAACCUAUCAUUGCAGCUACUCAAGAUUUCAUUACUGGAUCAUACUUGAUAUCUCAUAAAGAUACUUUUUUCGACAGAGCUUCGCUGGUACAAAUUUUGGCAUCCAUGUCUGAUGGCAUAGAACAUUUUGAUCUCCCUCCACCUUCCAUUUUCAAACCUGCAUAUUUGUGGACCGGAAAACAAGUGUUCAGCUUGUUAAUUAAGCCAAAUGCCAAGUCAAAUGUCAACAUAAAUCUCGAUGCCAAGUGUAAGACAUUUAUCCCGCCUCCUGCUGGCCAGCCUAGUGAAAUGUCACCUAAUGAUGGGUUUGUCAUAGUUAGAGGAUCCAAAAUUUUAUCUGGGGUAAUGGAUAAAUCUUUACUAGGUGAUGGUAAGAAGCAUUCCGUUUUUUACACCAUUCUGAGAGAUUAUGGACCUCAUGAAGCUGCCAAUGCUAUGAACAGAAUGGCAAAACUUUGUGCACGAUACCUUGGUAACAGAGGAUUUUCAAUCGGUAUAAACGACGUCACUCCUGGAGAUGAGCUAAGCAGAGAGAAAGAAUGCAUGGUAGAAGAAGCAUACAAAAAGUGCGAUGAGCUAAUUAAGCUUUUCAACCACGGAAAAUUGGAAACCCAGCCUGGCUGUAAUGAAGAGCAAACUUUGGAAGCCAAGAUUGGAGGUUUACUUUCCAAGGUCAGGGAAGAAGUAGGAGGAGUUUGUAUUAAAGAGCUUCCUUCAAGUAAUGCCCCACUUAUCAUGGCUACUUGUGGGUCUAAAGGUUCUACAUUAAACGUUUCCCAGAUGGUGGCUGUUGUUGGUCAACAGAUCAUUUCGGGAAAUCGAGUCCCUGAUGGCUUCCAAGAUCGUUCCUUGCCUCAUUUCUUGAAGAAUUCCAAGACACCCCAAUCUAAAGGUUUUGUCAGAAAUUCUUUCUAUUCCGGAUUAAACCCUCCAGAAUUUCUUUUCCAUGCCAUUUCUGGUAGAGAAGGUUUGGUGGAUACAGCAGUGAAAACCGCCGAAACAGGUUAUAUGUCUCGUCGUUUGAUGAAAUCUUUGGAAGACUUGAGUGCCCAAUAUGACCACACUGUUAGAAACUCCAGUAGCGGUGUUGUGCAGUUUACCUACGGAGGUGAUGGAUUGGAUCCGUUGGAUAUGGAGGGUGAUGCUAAACCUGUCAAUUUCAAACGAACUUGGGAUCAUGCUUACAAUAUCACCUUCAAUAAUGAGGACAAACCCUUGCUUCCUUACGAAAUAAUGAAAAUUGCUGAUUCAUUUUUGGAUCCAUUGAAGGAUCGUUUGGUCAGACUUGAUAACCUUGGUAACAUUGUGAACCCUGAAGAUGCUGACAACAUUGAGUAUAUUGACCAGUUUGAUGCCGAGAGAACAUUUUAUGAUACACUAAAGGAUUUCCUGUUCCAGAAAACCAAACAACUCGCAGCUUUAAGAGAAAGUAAAGGGUUUCCUGGUUUACUGCAAGAACCAGAAUCUUUCGUUGAUGAAAGUCCCGAUCACUCAGUUAGUAUCUUGAUUAAUCAACUUUAUAGAAUUACUGAGGCUGCUGUGACAAAGUUUUUAGAACUAUCUGCUACCAAGUACAACAGAGCUAAGGUAGAACCGGGUACUGCUGUGGGUGCUAUUGGUGCUCAAUCCAUUGGUGAGCCAGGAACCCAGAUGACAUUGAAAACAUUCCACUUUGCUGGUGUCGCCUCUAUGAACGUUACGCUUGGUGUGCCUCGUAUCAAGGAGAUCAUCAAUGCCUCCAAGACCAUCUCAACCCCUAUUAUUAACGCUGUACUGGUGAAUGAAGAUGACGAGAGGGCUGCCAGAGUUGUCAAGGGAAGAAUUGAGAAGACUAUACUACAGGAUGUGGUUUACUACAUUCAGGAUGUUUACAAAGAAAACCAGGCAUAUUUGCAAGUCAAGGUCGAUCUGGAAACAAUUGAAAGACUACAGCUUGAACUUAACAUCGAUGAAAUUAGACUAGCCAUCGUGAAGGCUCCCAAACUGAAGCUAGCUCUGGAGGAUGUAAUUAUUACAGGCAGAAACAAGAUUAGUGUCUGUGUCAGUGAUGCUUUACUGGACUCCAUUUCAAAGACUGCAGCUGCUAAGGGGAUCGACACAAGUUCUACUAUGGCGAAUGAAUUAUUCUUUAGAAUGCAACACUUAAAGCGUGUGCUGACUAAGGUAGUCGUUAAAGGACUACCCGACAUAUCAAGAGCUGUUAUUAACAUUCGUGAUGAUGGCAAGAAGGAACUGCUUGUCGAAGGUUAUGGACUGAAAGAGGUUAUUGCAACCGAUGGUGUUGUUGGUUGUAAAACUAAGACAAACCAUGUGCUAGAAGUUUACGAGACCUUGGGUAUUGAGGCUGCUCGAUCGUGUAUCAUUAACGAAAUUGACUACACGAUGUCAAAGCAUGGUAUGUCAGUUGAUCCUCGUCAUAUUCAAUUGUUGGGAGAUGUUAUGUCCUACAAAGGAGAGGUUUUGGGAAUUACAAGAUUUGGUUUAGCCAAGAUGAGAGAUUCAGUCUUGCAGCUGGCUUCCUUUGAGAAGACUACCGACCAUCUGUUCGAUGCAGCUUUCUAUAUGAAGAAAGAUUUGGUUGAAGGGGUUUCUGAGUGUGUUAUCUUGGGACAGACAAUGACUAUCGGGACAGGAGCUUUCCAACUUGUCAAAAAGACAGAAACACAAAGAGGGCAGUUAGUUGCGAAACCGACAUUAUUUGACGAUUUAUCAGAGGGUAAAUCCAUUUCUGUGGCCUAA